This is a messenger RNA of Sitodiplosis mosellana (orange wheat blossom midge), 3113 nucleotides long. RefSeq names its product integrator complex subunit 5 (gene omd). Gene Ontology annotation, biological process: snRNA 3'-end processing. Gene Ontology annotation, cellular component: integrator complex. Bases 109 to 2952 code for a protein of 947 amino acids. The record is from RefSeq and is a predicted model, not a curated record. NCBI's taxonomy places the organism in Eukaryota, Metazoa, Arthropoda, Insecta, Diptera, Cecidomyiidae. The transcript has 10 exons.
AAACUGUCAGUUGAUUGUCAUUUGACGUUCCGAAUGAAAUCAUAAAAAAAACAACGCACCAAUUACAACGCGAUUUAUCCCGUAUAAGUGUACACAAAAUACGCGAAAAUGGCAAAACAACCAAUUUUAAAGGAAUUGGAAUAUUUUGUGAACGGUGCAACAACGGCAACAUCAAUCAGCCCAUCUGGUUUAUCGCAUUUAGUACAUUGUGGCUUGAAUUUACUGCACAAUUUACCCGCGUCAAAAGAUGCCGUCUUCGAAUACUUUACGAUAUUUUUCGAUGCAUCGGUUGCCGGUUAUGUGAAAUUGAUCGAGCAAAAGGAUUCAAAUCUCGUUGCUUCAUAUGACAGUACAGUUGCUGAAGUUCAGGAUGUAUUGGAAACACUAAUAAAUCAAGGGCAACAUGCAUGGGUACCGUAUAUUUCGACAUGGAGCAUUAAAACACUUGGCGUUUUGUCAAAGAAAUACAAACGAUCCGAUAACAGAGACAUUGCGUCAACGUGUAACCUUUGGUUGGCAUCGAGUGCCAUGAGAUGCCUACUGGCCGUAACCGUUUCCUGUUUCGAGAAAGUCAAUCCAAGUGAAGAAGAAAGUUUUAUUGAAUUUUUACUUGGCGCCUACAUGCAGAAUCCAUCCAGCUUUGACUGGGUCGUCGCUCGGCUCGGUAGCUGCUUCCCACAGAAAAUCAUUAACAGAGUUCUAAACUGUGGACUGAAGUUACAAACAGAUGGAUUUGGGCUUGACACUGAAAUCGGUAUUUUAUCAUACUUGGCAUUCGUCCAAGAUGUGCAACUAAAAGUCGUACUCAACGAAAUGGUGAAGAAUACCCUGUACGAAAAGCCUCAAAACAAUCAGUUGGUGAAUACAAUUCCAUACUUUUUCACAUUGGCCGGAAAAUCGGAUGUGAUUCUACAGCAAAUGGUCUCUGUCUUCCUUGAAAUUUACGAUGAUAAGUUCGUUCCAGCGUUGAGCGAGCAAAUCAAACUAUGGCCAUCGAAUUUUAAUGUAACAGACAUAAUGCCAUCGUUGACUGCUCUGUUGCUGCGCAUUCGAAAGGGUGCCACAAAAGUGUUGCUAACUAUUGCCGAAAUAGCCGAACAAAGUACAUGGUGUCAAAAUCUGCUUGAGUCCGUGUUGCAAGAGAUAUUUACAUUAGUUAAUGAUAACCGUGUGUGCCCCAUACUGUCCGAUGUUCUUGAACAAAAUUCACAAGAUCUCUUGAUCUCGACGAGUGUAUCAAAAUCACUGAUCAAACGACAAACCGCAAUCCGAUUGAUACUGUUGGCAUCUGGUCAAUCGACGCACAUUUACCAUCAUUCGGUGACGGAGCUGCUGUCCUAUGCCAACCAUUCCGAAAACACAAAUCCCAUCGAAGCACUCAUUCGCCUUAUAUCCGGCGCGAAUUUCACAAACGAAAAUGUUGGCCUUAAGCCUGGUGUAACCAUAGCACUCGAACGGUUAUUAAUUGACGAAUUCAAAAUGGAGGACGAAAGUAUCGACCGUAAUCUGAAUGUGUUACAAAAUUUAUUAUUCCUUGUGCGUCUGGAAAAACACGGUAGUUCGGUUCACUUUAAAGAAUCUCCGCUGACAAAAACGUUAACGCAUUGUGAUGCCACGCUGAUGGAAAUCGCCAAACGGUACUUAACAAAGGCAAUGGAGUACGUAUCAUUCAUAAAUGCAUCACAGCUGCUGUCGUGUGAAACGGCUGACGAACCAGUGACGAAAAAGAUAAAAACCGUUGAGUCGCGACUGAAUCGAAAAGAAAGAUGCUACAAAUACACACUGACUUACAAGCAACACAUCCAUGCGGUGAUGAGCCUAUUUGAUAUUCUGGAAAUUGGAAAGAAAGACCAGCCAUUGGCCGUGGAUAAAUCCAUCAAAUGGGCCGAAUUAAUUGUUAAGUACUUCUUCUGGAGCCUCACUGAAACUGAUAUGGAGUGUCGUCAAAUUGCCAUUGAACGAGUUUAUUCAUUGCUGACACGUCAGUGUACGGGUCGCAGAUAUUCGAGAGUAACGGCGCUGCGUGAACUUUUAGAGGGUGCCUUAUAUUCAUAUGGUAAUUUAUUUGGCGUUCAUCUUGAUAUUGACUUCGAUAAGAGUGUGCAGAACAAACGUCGCGACGACCGUUUGCUGCUCAAAAUGAACCAAACACAAAACAACACACUCAACAAUAUUCGGUCGUCGUUGCAUGCCGGCAUCAUUGGACAAGGUUUGAAAUUUCCCACAAAAGAAGCAUCACCACCGGACGCCGACAUACGAAAUAUGCUACUCAGGGCCAUUAUCGCUUGCUGCAAACAAGAAGAUAUCGCAAAGAGUAUCAAUGGAUUUACAUCAAUUUCAUUGUUGCUCGUGGAAAUGAUUUCGCUCGAUGUAAUGUACAACGGUUUACCGUGGCCAGAUGAGGAAUUUUCAAAAAUCACAAUGGAACGCGACCUACAUAUUCGGCGAACAUUUAAAAAUGCGCCCGUUUUAUGGUCAAUAUUGGCACUGAUAUCAAAUCAUCGGCCAUCGUUGUGUUUUGCGUCAGUGCUUCUCAGGGCGAUUUGUGCCACGCUAUUGCAUCAAUGGCGGGCCAAAUCAGUUUUACACAAUCAGACCGUUGAGAAUAACUAUGAAAUGUUCAAAGUUACGAAAAAUAUGCUCGAAAUUAUGGCAAUGGGACAACUAUUAUCCGGUCCGCUGGCAUAUCUUCAUGUUGUUAUUGAACAUUUUGAGCCGUUCGAAAUUGUCGUUGUGCUGAAGGAAUGCGUGUGGAACUAUAUGAAAGAAAACAUUCCAUCGCCGAUGCCGUACAAAGUAGCGCCAAAUGGUUUACAUUGGAAAGAUCCAAGCACAUCAACAAUUUUCCCACAAUUCAUAGAUCCACUGCGAAAUAUCAUGCAACGGAAAUUAUCCAAACUUGGAAUGCUUUAUUAUUAUAUGUUUGUUGCGCCCGAAGAAUCAUCGACCUAAGCAAGCCAUUUAUUUUAUGUAAAUUGGCGCUUCAAUUGCAUAAUAACAACAAAUUAGUGUAUUUUAUUAGAUGUAUUUUUUUUUUAUUUUUUAAGUGUGUAAAACAAAAAUAAUUAAAAAAAUAUAUUUCAAUAAAUUUCAAUUUAUAUAAAUCUUUAAAA